Molecule: messenger RNA, 1450 nt
Organism: Andrographis paniculata
Lineage: Eukaryota; Viridiplantae; Streptophyta; Magnoliopsida; Lamiales; Acanthaceae
Product: 26S proteasome regulatory subunit 6A homolog
Exons: 10
Coding region: 83-1351 (422 amino acids)
Biological process (GO): proteasome-mediated ubiquitin-dependent protein catabolic process
Cellular component (GO): proteasome regulatory particle, base subcomplex
Molecular function (GO): proteasome-activating activity; ATP binding; ATP hydrolysis activity
Source: RefSeq, a predicted model, not a curated record
CAAGUAAACCAGUUCGGAUUCAAUUUCUCCUUCCCCGAAUCCUCCCUGCUCUCCGUUCCCUUGCGCAAAUCGCUGAUUGCAAAUGGCGACGCCCAUGGCGGAAGACAAUUUCGAGGAAGACCAGAUCGCUUCCAUGACCACAGAAGACAUCGUUCGCGCCUCUCGUCUGCUCGAUAACGAAAUACGAAUACUGAAGGAUGAGUUGCAGAGGACGAAUCUAGAAGUGGAUUCGUUUCGCGAGAAGAUUAAGGAGAAUCAAGAGAAAAUCAAGCUAAACAAGCAACUUCCGUAUUUGGUUGGAAAUAUUGUUGAGAUACUGGAAAUGAAUCCAGAAGAAGAAGUAGAAGAAGAUGGUGCAAAUAUUGAUCUAGACUCCCAAAGGAAGGGUAAAUGUGUUGUGCUAAAAACAUCUACACGGCAGACAAUUUUCCUGCCUGUGGUGGGCUUGGUUGACCCCGAUAAGCUGAAACCUGGUGAUCUUGUUGGAGUGAACAAAGACAGUUAUCUCAUUUUGGAUACUUUGCCAUCUGAGUAUGACUCUCGGGUUAAGGCUAUGGAGGUUGAUGAGAAGCCGACGGAAGAUUAUAAUGAUAUCGGUGGCCUGGAGAAACAGAUUCAAGAAUUGGUUGAGGCAAUUGUGUUGCCUAUGACCCACAAAGAAAGAUUUCAAAAAUUAGGUAUCCGCCCCCCAAAAGGAGUGCUUUUGUAUGGGCCUCCUGGAACAGGAAAGACCUUAAUGGCCCGAGCCUGUGCUGCCCAAACAAAUGCCACUUUCUUGAAGCUAGCUGGUCCCCAGCUUGUGCAGAUGUUCAUUGGUGAUGGAGCUAAGUUGGUUCGAGAUGCAUUCCAGCUUGCAAAAGAAAAAUCUCCUUGCAUCAUAUUUAUUGAUGAGAUUGAUGCCAUUGGUACCAAACGGUUUGAUAGUGAAGUAAGCGGGGAUAGAGAAGUGCAGAGGACUAUGUUGGAAUUGCUCAAUCAGCUCGAUGGGUUUAGCAGCGAUGAACGAAUCAAGGUAAUAGCAGCAACCAAUCGAGCGGAUAUCUUAGACCCUGCCUUGAUGCGUUCUGGUCGACUGGACCGUAAAAUUGAAUUUCCACAUCCCACUGAGGAUGCCCGGGCUCGCAUUCUCCAGAUCCACUCCCGGAAAAUGAACGUUCAUCCUGAUGUCAACUUUGAGGAGCUCGCGCGCUCGACAGAUGACUUCAACGGCGCUCAACUAAAAGCAGUUUGUGUGGAAGCAGGCAUGCUAGCACUUCGCCGGGACGCAACUGAGGUGAACCACGAAGAUUUCAACGAAGGCAUUAUCCAAGUUCAAGCCAAGAAGAAAGCCAGCCUCAAUUACUAUGCCUGAUCUCCCAAUUUUAUUAUUUUUGUUAUGUGUUUCUCCAAUAUGGUAUGUAAACGAACACCAAUUUGGGUUAAUUAAUUAAUGUACUACUGCGUCUGCUAA